This is a messenger RNA of Phytophthora sojae, 228 nucleotides long. RefSeq lists its product as hypothetical. NCBI's taxonomy places the organism in Eukaryota, Oomycota, Peronosporomycetes, Peronosporales, Peronosporaceae. The transcript has a single exon. The annotation marks the transcript as partial. The record is from RefSeq and is a predicted model, not a curated record.
AGGGAUGAAUUCAUGAUGCGCGAGGCGAAGAAGGACGGCAUUGAAGCUUACGAGAUUAUGCACAUCCUGGGAUUGCUGCUGGCGCGGAUGCUGAACCCACAGCGCCGCUGUUUUCGAGACCAUUGGUCUCCGGAAAGGGUUGGAGCUGUGGCGCGCGGAACGUUCAACGACUACAUGCGUCGCCAUCGAUUCGAGCAUAUUAUGGCUAACCUACACUUCACGAACAAC